Messenger RNA from Oryzias melastigma (Indian medaka), 3961 nucleotides. It is a transcript of the gene sestd1, whose product is annotated as SEC14 and spectrin domains 1. The coding region runs from base 278 to 2527 and encodes 749 amino acids. The transcript has 19 exons. The record is from RefSeq and is a predicted model, not a curated record. Lineage: Eukaryota; Metazoa; Chordata; Actinopteri; Beloniformes; Adrianichthyidae.
CAUUCGGCUUUACUGAGUCUGCGCAAAGCUGCGGGCUCCUCCGCCUGUCCUGUGUGCUCCCACUGUUGUUUCAAGCGAGCGGAGAGAAAACUGAGAUUUUUCUCAGUUUUAAAGCAUAAAAUAUCAAGUUUGUGUUCAUUUCAGUUAAUGAUAGAAAGAAGACUAAUAGAAAAGAAGGGAAAGCUGUAAAAUACGAGGUGAGAAAAGAGAAGAGGUGGAGAAGGACUGGGAGGAGAGAUUUAGCCCAGUGGAAAAUGCUCCGGAUUUGACUUAAAAGAUGUCUGCUGUCAGCAUGGAAGCGACAAUCAUCCUCCCCAUCCUCAAGAAGAAGCUGGCCUUUCUGUCAGGAGGCAAAGACCGGCGCAGCGGUUUGAUCCUGACCAUUCCCCUCAAUUCAGAUCAGACCAGCAUGGAGGAGCUCAGCGCCACGCUGGACUACCUGCUCAGCAUCCCAAGUGAGAAAUGCAAGGCUCGGGGUUUCACCGUCAUCGUAGACGGACGGAAAUCCCAGUGGAACAUUGUGAAGACCGUGGUUCUCAUGCUGCAGAACGUGAUUCCGGCAGAGGUGUCGCUUGUCUGCGUGGUGAAACCCGAUGAAUUCUGGGAUAAGAAGGUCACGCACUUCUGCUUCUGGAAGGAGAAGGACCGCUUAGGUUUUGAGGUGAUCCUGGUCUCGGCCAACAAGCUGACUCGUUACAUUGAACCCUGUCAGCUGACGGAUGACUUUGGAGGAACGCUGGACUAUGACCACAACGACUGGCUCAACAAAAGACUGGUUUUUGAGAAGUUCACCAAAGAGUCGACGUCGCUGCUGGGCGAGCUGUCGGUUAUCAAUGAAGGAGACAAGAGCAGAUCUGUGGACAAAGACAAACCUGCAGACUUGGUGCUCCUGCCAUCCUUCGACCCCGAGACUGUUCUGCAGACCGGACACGAGCUUCUGUCGGAGCUGCAGCAGCGUCGAUUUAACGGCUCUGAGAGUGGAGGAGGAGGAGGAGGGCAGGCAGCUCCUGCUUGGUGCCCCAUGGAAGAGGAGCUUCUGGCUCAGCCUCAGGUGAUGAAGCUGCUGGACUCCCUGAGGGAGCAGUACACUAGAUAUCAAGAGGUCUGCAGGCAGAGAAACAAGCGCACCCAGCUGGAUGAGAUCCACACCAAAGUCAUGCAGGUGGUUAACUGGCUGCAGGGUCCGGGUUCUGAGCUGCUGAAGAACCACCAAGCCAUUGGAGACUCCAUCCGAGCAGCUCAGGCGCUGCAGCAAAAACACGAGGAAAUCGAAAGUCAGCACAGUGAGUGGUUUGCCGUCUAUGUGGAGUUGAACCAGCAGAUUGCUGCCUUGCUCAAUGCCGGGGAGGAAGAAGAGGUGGUGGAGCUGAAGGCGCUGCAGCAGCAGCUCAGUGACGUCUGCUACCGACAGGCAGCUCAGCUGGAGAACCGACAGAACGUCCUGCAGGCGGCUCAGACCUUCCACAGCACCACGCAGGAGUUAUCGCAGCAGCUGGACGGCCUUCUGAGCAUGCUCUGUGCUGACGUGGCUCCAGCUGACGGAGCAUCGAUUCAGCAGAACCUCAAGCUGCUGGAGGAGAAACUUCAGGCUGUCGAGGCAGGUCUGACCUGUCUGCGGCAGAAGGGGGGGAUGCUGCUGGAGCAGAUGUGCAGCCAGUCGACGUGGUCUCUGGAGGAAACGGAGAGCCCGGCUGGAGAGCAGCAGGACAAUGUUCAGCAAAUUCAGUCCGUCAUGGAGGAAAUGCAGCUCCGCAAACAGAGGUGUGAGGACAUGGUGGAUGUCAGGAGGCUGAAGAUGCUUCAGAUGGUCCAGCUGUUUAAAUGUGAAGAGGAUGCUUUACAGGCUGUUGAUUGGCUCAGCGAGCUGCUGGACGCUCUGCUGAAGACCCACGUCCGGCUGGGCGAUGACUCUCAGGAGACCAGGACCAUGUUGGACAAACACAAGAAGUUUGUGGACGUCGCUCAGAGCACCUAUGAUUAUGGCCGGCAGCUGCUGCAGGCCACCGUGGUCCUCUGCCAGUCGCUGCGCUGCACCACCCGCUCAUCUGGAGACACCCUGCCCCGACUCAACCGGGUCUGGAAGCAGUUCACCGUCAGCGCCGACGAGCGGCAGCAAAGACUGGAGCUGGCUCUGAACUUUCAUACGGCCACUGAGAGGGUUCUGCAGCAGGAGAGUGUGGAGCUGGACUCUCUGGAUGAAGUCGACUCUUCAGGGAAAACGUUGCUGGACCGACUCACCUUGCCUGUCAUCUUCCCUGAUGGGAGUGAACAGUUCUUUGGGACUCCCAGCGACACUGCCACAGCAGCAGAGGGGGUCAGAGAGCGCCUCCUGCUGGUGGAGGAGCGGCGCCUCCAGCUGCAGGAGGCCCGGCUUCACACAGAGGACGGCGGGGAGGAAAAAGACAUGCCUAAUGGCCAGGAGGGGCGACUGGAUGUCAUCGGAGAAGAACUGAGUGAGAAAGAGGAAGGAGAGGAGGAGACGGAACGAAGGAUCGACGACUCUGUGACAGAGAUCCCGGAUUGCUAAUGGAUCUGUGAUGACGAGCAGCAGCCUUAAGGAGAGAAAAUGAAGGGCUGCCAAUCAAUCUCAACACCUCUGGGAGAGGAGCGCCCUCUGCAGGUUGUUGCAGCUUACUUUUGCUGACUGUUGGAAUUCUUUCCAUCACAUCACUCCUCAGCCUUAAUGCUUUGUCUUCUAAAAAAAAGGAUGAAAGUGUCUCAUCAAGAUUCAAAUCUCUGCUUUUGCCAUCUAUAGUCCAAAAUAUCACAAAUGUCCAAGAUAUGAACUGAAAAACUGAUCUCUUCAUCUGAGACGUUUCCUCAUGGAUGCUCCUGAUGUUCUGGUGAAACUGCAUCCUUUUAUCCACUGACGUGGACGGAGCUUUUUCCAUCUCCCUGAUGGUAUCGAUCCAUCAUCUAUGGUUGUUACAUUUAAUCCUGCAGACCGUCCAUCUGUGAGACAGAGCUCUUAUCUUUUAUCAGAUUUACAAAGUGGAAAACCGUUAUUGACUGUUACUGAGGAGAUGCAGCGCCGGCGAGUCCCACAGACUAAACAACGCUCAGACCUCUGAGGAUCAUGAGGUUUUGAGGUCAACUUUUUUCUAUGUAAGAAAUCCGUUUUUUUUUUUUUUUUUUUAAACCAACAUCCAGAUCACACAUCCAGUGCUUUAACCUAAAAUGUUUUAAAGAAAAGAAAUAUGCAACUAAAACAAACGUGCCAAAAACUUGAGAAUUACCCUGGAAAAAUCACUACAACGUGACAAAAAAAAAAUUUCAAAGUAUAAAAACAGAACUGCAGUACAAAAUGCAAAAAUUUACGUUUUUUUUAAAACUAGCAUUAAAAUACGAAUAGACUUUGAGAUUCAUUCUGAAGCAGAAGGUGUUAAUGCCUGUUAGCUUAGUGCAGAUGGGAGUUUUCCUAUGAGUUAACCUGUUGAACCAAAGCUGGUAAAAAAAAAAAAUAUAAGUAUAUUUAUGGAGUGAGUGAUACGGUUUACUAUAAUUUCUCACAAUGAUCUGGAUUUCACUGGAGAUCUAUACGUGUGAUCAACAUGUACAAGCUAACACAUCUGUGAUAAACUGGAAUAAAAUCAACAUCCACUUUGUCUAAAAGCAUGCCGACAGUGUUUCCUGAGGAACUGGGACUUUUUAGAAAUAUUCUGACAGGAUUUUUGAAGGGCUGAGAGGUUUUCCUUACUUUGCAGUUGUAAAAAAUUAAUAAACCACCAUCCUCCAGCUUAUUCAGGUUUGGUACAGAGGUUCAUAUGCAGACAAGUCGGCCUCAGCAAAGGACAGAUGCCUCUUUUUAUUGAUCAUUUUUUAAGCAUUUCUUUAACUAAAAUUGGUGUUUUGAGCCAACAACUGCUGCUGUAAAUGUAACUGCUAGUCGCUGAGCUCGCCUUCUGUCUUCAUGAGGCCAGGAAUCAACACAACGGCUGAAAAUAAAGAGUAUUUACCUGUC